AUGGACUUCCAGGUCAGAAAGUGGUUUUCUAAAAGCUCGGCCGAGAGCGCCUCGCCUCCUAUCUCCCGCGUAGACUCUGCAAAGUCGGGCAAUUCGAAAUGGACGAUGACCACCACCAGCACAGUCCAGGAAGACGCCCCUUCCGAGGACCUCGCUCUCUCCCUUCAUCCGCUCGCCUCGCAGGACGGCCUCAUCGCCAAGGUCACGCCGCCGACGCAGCCCUCUAAGCCCACCGUUCACGUGCCGUGCGAUAUUGUCCUGAUCAUCGACGUGUCGGGCAGCAUGGGCUGCAACGCCCCCGUACCCGCCAACCCGGGCGAGAAGACGGAGAACUACGGCCUGUCGGUGCUCGACCUCGUCAAGCACGCCGCGCGCACCGUCCUCGAGACCCUCAACGAAGGGGACAGGCUCGGCAUCGUGACGUUCGCGUCCAAGGCCAAGGUCGUGCAGGAGCUGAGCCCCAUGAACGCGAAGAACAAGGCGCUCGCGGAGAAGAACAUCAACAGCAUGAGGCCCAUCGACGCGACGAACCUGUGGCACGGCCUGCUUGAGGGUAUAAGGCUGUUCAACACGGGCGGCGAGAUGAACAUGGGGCGGGUCCCGGCCAUGAUGGUCCUGACGGACGGAAUGCCGAACCACAUGUGCCCGAUUCAGGGGUACGUCCCCAAGCUGCGUGGAAUGGAGCAGCUGCCCGCAUCGAUUCACACGUUUGGCUUUGGGUAUUCCCUGAGAUCGGGUCUGUUGAAGUCAAUUGCCGAGAUUGGCGGCGGCAACUAUUCCUUCAUCCCCGAUGCCGGCAUGAUUGGAACCGUCUUCGUCCACGCGGUGGCCAACUUGCAAGCGACUUAUGCCGUCAAUGCCACCUUGCGCCUCAGCUACCCCGCCUCCGUCGACCUGGACGAGAUCGGCGGCGACUCCGUUGUGAGGCAAGAGCCGGUCACUCUGGCCGAGGAGGACGGCGAGCCGAAGCAGCUCUCGAUAUCUCUCGGCAACGUCCAGUACGGCCAAUCACGCGACAUCUUCCUCAAGGUCACAACCUCCCAGGGCUUUGUGCCAGAGAACUCAACCGUCAGGGCAGUGAUCGAGUACUCCCGGAUGACCAGCAACACGUACAGGCAAACGGCCGAGCACUCUCUGCGGGGGGCGCCCACGACUCUCCCGGAAUCCGAGAUAGCCUACCACCUUUCUCGCUCCCAGAUCUGCUCCUACCUCUCCUCCAUCAUCCCCAUCCGCGACGACGGCGAACACGAGGCCGUGAGCGCCGUCUCGCCCCGGCUCCUGGAACGGCUCCAGGACCUCAUCGCAAACCUCCCCGCCAACGGCUUCCCCUCCGACCCCCAGAACAGAUCCGUCGUCGAGGACCUCGCCGGCAAGCAGCCGAAGGGGCAGGUCACCCUCGCCCUGUCGAACCCCGGGUACUACAGCAAAUGGGGCGUCCACUACCUCCCAUCGCUCCUCAACGCGCACGCCCGCCAGGUCUGCAACACGUUCAAGGACCCCGGGCCGCUCCGCUACGGCGCCGACAGCCCCCUCUUCGUGGCGUGCCGGGACCGGCUGGACGCGGCCUUCGACAACCUGCCCGCGCCGACGCCCUCGAACCAGCGCACGGCGACCCACCGCGGCCGCGUCAGGAUGAGCUCGUACAACAGCUCCUCCGGCGUCUGCUUCGCCUCCUCGACCCCCGUCCAGCUGGCCUCGGGCCGCACGGUUCCCAUCAAGGCGCUCCGCCGGGGCGCGGCGGUGCGCACGCCGUCCGGCCCGCGCCGCGUCGUCGUCGUGCUCAAGACGCCGGUGCGGAGGGAGAUCAUGUGCCGCGUCGGCGACCUCGUCGUCACGCCCUGGCACCCGAUCUCGCUGGACGGCGGCAAGAGCUGGGCGUUCCCCGCGGGCGUGGCGGACCGCCGCUCGGUGCGGUACACGGGGUGCAUCUACUCCGUCCUGCUGCAGCCGGACCGGGACGCUGCCGCGCACGCGCUGAACGUCGCCGGCGUCUGUGGCGUCACGCUCGGCCACGGGCUCGUUUCCGGGCGGGACGCGCGCGCGCACGCCUUCUUUGGCGACUACGAGAAGGUGGCCGGGAGUCUGAGAGCAGUAGGCGUGGGGAGGAACGGCGUGGUCGUCGGCGGAGGCGUGGUCAGGAACCCGGGGACUGGACUGGUUCGCGGCUUCAGGACACACGGAAAACGGUCUGUUUUCUUUUCGAGUAGGAAGAGGAUCAACUUCUCUGUUGUCUAG
Colletotrichum navitas is the source of this 2235-nucleotide messenger RNA. Its product is annotated as von Willebrand factor type A domain-containing protein. The record is from RefSeq and is a predicted model, not a curated record. NCBI's taxonomy places the organism in Eukaryota, Fungi, Ascomycota, Sordariomycetes, Glomerellales, Glomerellaceae. The coding region runs from base 1 to 2235 and encodes 744 amino acids. The transcript is spliced from 3 exons.